AUGUAAUUUUAUUUGGAAUUUUAAGUUAAAUGUGAAUGUGGACGGUGGUAAAGUGAUAAAUGCAUUAACAAAAUAGAGAAUCGGCAAUUUUUUACUUGCUUGUACAGUUGUAAGUGGUGGUGUACAAACUGCAAUAUUUUUGUUUUCUGUAUAAUAAAAUCAGACUAUAAAAGAAGCAUUUAUGUCGUUCAUGACUAACAUCAACGAACAAAAUGGCCGCCAGCCUCCUUUACCGCCACCGACACAGACCCCAAAUCGACAAUCUACAGACCAACAAAGUCAGUUUAUGAAUUGUCGCGACUUUAUUUGGGGCAUAUGUACUAAAGGGGCUCAGUGUAGAUUUCGACAUGAAUUAAAUGUGGAAUAUAUGAAAGAAAUCUUGAGGUUUUGUCACGAUUAUCAGAACAAAACAGGUUGCAAUAGACCAGAUUGCACGUAUUUGCAUGCAAGUAGAGAGGAAGAGAACCUCUUUUUAACUGCUGGACAAAUUCCUAGAGCUCUGGCGGAAAGAUAAGCAGCUAUGUCUAACGCGCCUAUGAACGUGUAUGUGAAUGAGAAUAUUUAGUUCAACCACCACCGCCACCUCCGCCGCCCCCGCCGCCCCCGCCGCCUAGUUCCGCGCUGCCACCUCUUCCAGCAUUAUUUGCGCCGCCACCGCCUCCACCACCUCCGCCGCCGCCAACGACAGCUAUUGCGCCUGUUCAGACGACACCUCCCCUAUUCUCAGCUCCACCUGCCUUUAACGGUCCCACAAUGUUUACAACGACACAGCCACCACCACCAUUGCCACAUAUGUUUGAUCCCAGUAGACCUCCUCCACCAUUGCCAACUAAUGCAACUCCUAAUAAAAAUGGUGCUGUCAAAAGAUCUGCCGAGCGUUCUAAUGAGGCCGGUCCAAGCAAAGCCAAGAAAGCGGACUGCGUCAAAGUUGACGGCCACUGCGAAAACUGUAUCCAGCGGGAACUCAGGGCUGAGCUGUACCGCCAGGAGUUGCAGAAGUUGGAGUUUGAAUAUGAAUACCAGUCCUACAUAUUCGAGAAAAUGUCUGCAGAACUACUCAACCAGCUUAACCAAGCGCCUAUGUUUACUUCUGUGAGUGUUUUUCAUAUACAUACACAGUGCCAUGUCCAUCGACCUGAUAAGAAAAGGCGGUUUCAUAGGCGAAAAUGGCACCAGAACCCGCGAAAUUGGCACCAGGAUGCGCGAAAUUUACAUCAGGAUGCGCGAAAUGUCCACCAGGAUGCUCGAAAUUGGCACCCUGGUCCCAAUUUCCAGUAUUCUAGUGACGCGUAUUCUGGUGCGUGGCAAUAAAAAUAUAAUACACUAUAGGAUUUUAAGUAGAUACUCUGGUUUCUUCUUUUUUCUAGCAGAGGAAAAUAUAUCGCAAUUUUUUGUUUGCUUUUUAACAUGACUUAUCAUGGAUAUGGGAAAUAAUAUUUAUAUUUGGCGGCGCUGAUCGCUUACCAUCAGGUGAUUCAGUGGCUAGUUUUGCCACCUAUUCCAUAAAAAAAAUUGCUUUAUUUUAUUUACCUUUAUUUUUUGUUUUUAUACAUUUUUUUAAUGACAAUAACAUCCUAUCUACGUGAAAACUUCUCAUAAUACAUAUUAACCAAGUCGUAUAGUCGAAUAUCAGGUACGUACCUACUGUGUUACUCCUCCAUCUCGAUCAUCAGAUCUACUCUGAUAUAUUAUAAAAUUCUUUACAUUAAUUAAUAAAUAAAUAAAAUUUUAGUGGUUUAAAAUAUACAAUGAAAAAAUUAAUUAACUUUCAAAAGUUAGGGGGUUUUCCCCGGGAUUCCAUCAUUAAAUCUUGAACUGGUAUGACCUGAAUAUGAGAUAGAACCCCUUGUGUAACAUUUCGAACAAAAAAAAGUAUUUUGAUAAUCGAUCCACAUUUGGCGGUAUAGUCGUUGAACACUUAAAUAUCAAUUAUAGGAUAAUUGAUUUUUUAUGUGUACAUGAACCUCGUCAGUCGGCAAAACCAAGAUACAACAAACAAAUGUGUAAUUGACAAUUAUUAUAAUGUCACAAAAUCUUCUUAUUUUUGGAUUAGCUGGAUUAUUUUGAUUUGUAGUUCUUACUAGCGGAGAUACAACUAUCCCCAAAAAUGGAAUGAAAACUAACUAAACUUAAAACCAAAAUAAAGAAAAGUCAUAAUUAUUUAUUUGAAAUAGACUAUGCACAGGCACUUUUGAACGUCAAACUAAAUAUAAUAAUAUUACCAAUGUCUGUCGGUCAGUCCUCUAGGGUAGCUAUUUCAUACGAGUACCGUACAAAAUCAGUUUGAACUUGAACCGUUUUGUGAGUGAGAUUAGUCAUCAGAGAAUAAUUUGUUGAUUUAAAAAAUCUAUUUACAUGGAUACAAUGAAUAGGUAUUCCAUUGCUAGGUAAUUCCCGCCCGAUAAUCGUAUCUUCGAGAAGCUCUCCAUCUAAAUGGACCUUAGUGUCAAUGUCUGUUGUAAUGAAUACUACUUAAAGUAUUAUUUAAGUCCCAUUUUAAGCUCGCAAGUUUAUAAAUUAUAACAUAAUAUCUAUUUUUUUUACUAUCGUUUAUUUUGUUGCUUGCUUACGACACUACAGUGGAUCAUAAAGAAAUGACAAUACCAGAAUCUGACUCAUUCUGUAUAUCAUUGUACAAGAAAUGCAUAAUUAUGAAAAUUCGUCUGUUUCACCAACCACUCCUAAAGCAUCUCUGAACUAAACGUUGAAUAGCGUGAAGUACUGCCUAAACCUACCCCUUAUUGGUACUGUUAAAACAAUUAACUGCCGAAAGUAAACUGUUGAAGGCAAAUUGAACGUCGAAACCACAAGGCCUAAAAGUUUUAAGAGUUAUCCAUUAAUAUGUCAGUAAUGGUUUAGUACAUUUGGCAUUCCUGUACAAUAUAUUAUUUGGUGGGUCAGAGUUCUAUAGCUUCUGGCAUUGUUCUUUAUGCGCCAUGGAAGAAACCAAAGUACUGUUUUAUAUCAGUUUGAUAAAGGACAGAUGUGUAGAAAACAUUCUUUGCGAUACUCAGUGCCGCAAAAAAGGAAUGAUGUGAUGUUGUGUUGAAGCUGUCGGAAAAACUCCUUAAUCUAAACUUUUAUUGAAAAUAAAAGCUAAUGAGAUACUGUAGUCUCUAUAAAAGAUCUUCACAUCCUAACCGACAUUCCACGGAGAUUAAUUGUCGACUUAAUUGUAAUAUCUUUAUUGUGUAUUGUAAUCGAAAAUUAGAAGUUAACAUUCUUAGCAUUAGCAUUAUUUAACAUUACCUUUAAGAAGCUCGAUAGAAAGAGAUGUAGACGAUUUCAACGCUUUCCUAGUUUUAAAGGAAUAUUCUUAAAAAACUUUCGAAUUCCUGGGCGACCUUUGAAUUUGUACAGAUGCGUCCUUAUUUCAGUAUUUAAAUUAAAUCAAAGCUUACGUGAUUUAUUUCUGUCUACAUCGUUAUUCAUUAUAUUCCCGUAAUAAAUCUGUAUUCUUACUGUGAUAACUAAUUAUGGAAAAAACGUAUUUAAUUCGAGAGCAUGCCGACUAUAUAAUGUUAAUGGUCUUAUGAAUAACGGUAAUAAUAAUACCCUUAUAGAUAAUUAUAGCCUAACAUUUCCUAAAUUUAAAAAUGUCAUACACGAUUGUUUGGUUCCUCUCAACAUUUGAGAAUCUUUGGUCAGAUACAACUGUUUUUAAUACUUAAAAAUUGUUUAUUUUUUCAUACAUGUUUAAACACUGUUCUUAACGCGAAUGUAUAGUUUAAGUGUGGAAACUGUAUUGGAUAAAGUAUUGGCUUUUAUUUAAAAUUAAAAUAUUUGCACUACGUAAUCAUAAACAAUAUGUACUUACAGUACUCUCAACGGAUCUUGGCAGGUCUGAACUACGUGCAGAAGGCUGCGCAAUAAGUGUAAAGGGUCAAUUGUACAUAUUUAGAAAUGGUCAAUCUCUAGCCUAGAUCGCCGCCCCCCGCACCUCGCCUCAUGCCACCAUUUGGUUCUAAAAAAGACUUAUUGCGCAGCCUUCUGCACGUAGUUCAGACCUGCCAAGAUCCGUUGAGAGUACUGUACUAUACUAUAACUUAGAAGAAAAAUAAAUUAAAAAAUAAUAAAAUAAAAAUGAUCUCAUUUAGGCGUUGAAGUACUCGUCCGCAUCAUUGUAUUAUAUCAUUGUAUUGUAUUAUAGUGUUGGCUAUGUGAUUGUAAUUAGUUGUCAUAUCAUUAAAAUACCUGUGUGUUUCUCAAAUAAAAUAAAAUAAAAUUUUAGGUAGAUUUGAUUUUGCUUUCCGCGAUCUUAAUUUUACUGCUAGUAUAAAGUGCUUCAGCAUGCUUACAAACUAAAUGGUUUCAUGGUGUAAAGCUCAAAUAACAUUUCCCUACUUAUACGAAUAUCUGGUGUUUUCAUAUACAUAUUACUUAACGUGUCAGGAUCUAUGAUUACCUCAAUGACAAGGACUUUGUUCACUUCGGCACCCCCAGGCCAGUAAUUUGGAGCCUAGAUUGUUCCAAAUCUCGUUACUAAAUCUUCAUUACCUAAUAACCUAUGCAACUUCAAAAUGCCGCAAUGUAAAGUAUUCACUUACGCAGACGACACGGCGAUAGUGUUCAAACUGACUGAAAUAUUUGUGAGUACCUGGAGACAUGACUGUAG
Spodoptera frugiperda (fall armyworm) is the source of this 4615-nucleotide messenger RNA. RefSeq lists its product as uncharacterized. Lineage: Eukaryota; Metazoa; Arthropoda; Insecta; Lepidoptera; Noctuidae. The record is from RefSeq and is a predicted model, not a curated record. The transcript is spliced from 6 exons. Bases 754 to 1311 code for a protein of 185 amino acids.